Molecule: messenger RNA, 1011 nt
Organism: Trichosporon asahii var. asahii CBS 2479
Lineage: Eukaryota; Fungi; Basidiomycota; Tremellomycetes; Trichosporonales; Trichosporonaceae
Exons: 5
Coding region: 1-1011 (336 amino acids)
Biological process (GO): positive regulation of DNA-templated transcription, elongation; regulation of transcription by RNA polymerase II
Cellular component (GO): cyclin/CDK positive transcription elongation factor complex; nucleus
Molecular function (GO): cyclin-dependent protein serine/threonine kinase activator activity
Source: RefSeq, a predicted model, not a curated record
AUGCGUCGACUCAGGCCAGCCGAGAAGCAAUGGAUCUUUGACGAAGACGCCCUCUCCAAGACUCCCUCCCGACUCGACGGCAUCUCUCUCCAGGAAGAGCUCGAGGGAAGGAAACAAACGAUCGCGUGGAUUCGUUCAUUCUUUCACGGAGAGAAUGACCCAGAGUCCACCCCUGCCAAAGGCAUCGUGACGUGCGGUGCCGCCUUGUGUGGUACCGGGUGGAGCUCACCACAGAUCAUGGCGCCGACGAUCCUCUUCUUGGCAUCCAAGAUUGAAGAGGGACCUAUGAGGUUACGGCACAUCGUCAAUGCCUGUUUGCAAAAGUUCGAGCCAGGAGCUCCGAUCUGGGACCCUCAAGGUGACAACGACGCCCAACCGCUAGAGUACCGGCGGUGGGAGAAGGAAAUUCUGGCUUCAGAAGAAGUCGCGCUGGAGGCUCUGUGCUUCGACAUGGCGAUUGAGCAGCCAUGGCCGGUGCUGCGGCGGAGUAUCCGUGGACUCGAUGCGCUCGCCAACGAGGCCGAGAGCAGCGCCGCGGCAGAAGCCCGCUCCAACGGAAGCUCGGGGAAGGGCAAAAGUCGGGCCACGGAGCAGGUCGUUGAUGAGCUCGCUUGGACUUUCCUCAACGAGGGCCUUCUCUCGCCGCUGCCAGUGCUGCACGCGGCUCCCAUCCUCGCGUUCGCAACCUUCGUGCUCGUGCUUGCGGCUGUCGACGAGAUGCCUCUGUCCAGCGCGCUGGCGGCGGCUUCAGAUCUAGGAGCGAAGUUCGAACUUGACAUCGAGUUCUGCCCGGAUACGGGGGCGAAAGGGGAGGACGUGCAGGCCUAUGUGGAAUGGUGCGAGAUGGGCAUCAUCGACAGGGAUCUGAUCCAGUACUUCAAACCGGAGCCUAGCGAGCCUGCGCCGUACCGUCGACUAUACGAGAGGAAGCAGAGUAACGGGACAACUAAUGGAGAAGCGCCGGUAUCUGGGCCGGCAGACAAGACCGAGAAGAUGGACGUCGACUCGUAG